Messenger RNA from Setaria italica (foxtail millet), 2085 nucleotides. RefSeq lists its product as uncharacterized. The record is from RefSeq and is a predicted model, not a curated record. NCBI's taxonomy places the organism in Eukaryota, Viridiplantae, Streptophyta, Magnoliopsida, Poales, Poaceae. The coding region runs from base 406 to 1800 and encodes 464 amino acids. The transcript is spliced from 8 exons. Gene Ontology annotation, cellular component: plasma membrane.
CCGGUGCGGGUGCCCCUCUGUCCCUUAGCUGCAGCCACACACACACACACCUGCUGCUCCUUUCCCCAUCCAGAGCCAGCACAUCUCGCCGCCGCCACCUGCUUCGCGAGCUCGUCCCCUCUCACCGCCCGGCCCCGCCCUCCCCACGGCGGAUCCCCCACAGGCCGCUCCUCGGUCUGCGGCAGCCGCCGCAGCGCUGCUGCCCUCUCUCGCUCCAGGGGAGCUGAGAUCCGCCCCCGACGCGGAUUGGUUCCGUUUUUCUCGCUGGUUGUUUUGUUGCCUUCUCUGGUGCAGUGUUACUCUCUCUCUCUGGCGAUCCCUCGUGUGGGGUUCUUAAACUUUUGAUUGAACUGUGGACUGUACGCAUUACCUCAUGCAUGCACUUACUUCUUCAGGCUAAAAGAAAUGGAGAGUUCCAGCUCUGGUUCUUGUGUCCAAGGUACAGUGUAUCAUUGGAUUGUGCUGUUCGCGGUUUGGCUUUGUGGCAGCCAGCAUGUUCUGUCUCAGAAAACUACACUUGAACCAAAAGACAAAUUCCUUCUGUCCGAUCCGCCUAUCGGUCUCUUUGAUCCAAUUGAGAUUUCACCAUCUGUUCUUCCACACAACCCCAACCCGGUCGAGCCACUGUCACCUAUGUAUCCCAAUUACACAUCCUAUGAUCCAGUCUUGACUGGGAAAUGCCAUGUAAAUUUCUCUGCACUCUCCUAUACUAUCGACAAGACAGCAUCUGAUUGCUCCAUUCCUUUAGCACCACUAGUUGCUGAUGUUAUAUGUUGCCCCCAAGUCAAUAGCUUGAUGAACAUUUUUCAAGCUGCAUACGGUAGUGGAAAUGAUACUCUAGCUCUUAACCAGGCUUCAGCAAAUGCUUGCUUCUCUGAUAUCAUGAGCAUACUUGCAAGCAAAGGGGCAAAUACCAACAUCCCUGAGUUAUGUACUCUGAGGCCAUCAAAUCUUACUGAUGCUGCUUGUCCUGUGAAGGAUAUCGCCUCAUUUGAGAAAAUAGUGAACGUCAGUAAACUCAUAGACGCAUGUAGCAGUGUUGACCCACUGAAAGAGUGCUGUAGGCCUGUCUGCCAACCUGCUAUAGCUGAAGCAGCUAUUCACAUAUCCUCAGGUGGGGCAAACAUGUUUGGAAGUUCUAGCAUACCUGGGAGCGUUGCUGGGAUUGAUGUUGUUAGUGACUGUAAAGGGGUAGUUCACUCAUGGUUAUCUAUGAAGCUUUCAUCGGAAGAGGCGAACAGUGCUUUCAGAGUAUUAUCUGGUUGCAAGGUGAACAAAGUUUGUCCACUGGAGUUUGACGAACCAUCUUCAGUCGUUAAGGCAUGUGCAAAGGCAUCUUCGUCAACGCCCUCAUGCUGUGCAGCAUUGCACUCUUACAUUGGAACUAGGCAGAAGCAAAUAUUUGUCACAAAUCUGCAAGCAAUUAACUGUGCGACGAUGUUUGGAUCAAUGCUACAGAAAGCUGGUGUAGUGGAGGAUAUUUAUGGGCUUUGUGAUAUUGACUUGAAAGAUUUCAGCCUGCAAGCUUUUGGACAGCAAGGAUGUCUACUUCGGAGCUUACCUACAGAUAUUGAGUUUGACAACACUACUGGCAUUAGCUUUACAUGUGAUUUGAGUGACAAUAUUGCGGCACCAUGGCCCUCCUCGUCUUCUGUCCAAUCCUUGUCACUUUGUGCUCCUGAAAUGUCAUUGCCUGCAUUGCCUGUCUCACCAAAAUCCGGAAGCUCAGUAGGUACUUCAAGAACCGGGAUCGGUGUUUUGCUGCCACUUGUGUUCCUCACCACGACCAUCUCCAUCUGAGAACCGCCUCGUCUAGUGAGCCAGGAGCUUCUUACCCCCGUCGUAUUUUUCCACUCUGUGCAGGCCCGCGUGUAAAUUGAAUUGUAUUACGUUCUUGUAAAUGAGCCUUCCCCUUCCUGUCCCUUUUUGGUCCAGUGGAUAGAAUUGUCAUGUCUUAGAGAGGACUGUUGUACCAUUUUGGGUCUGAACUCUGGUAGAAACUAAGCUAGUUCUGGAUGUGAGCCUCACCGGAGAUGUCGAUUGAAUGGCGAGUAAACAAUCAGGCCUACUUAUCUAUUAUCUUAA